Molecule: messenger RNA, 2206 nt
Organism: Cololabis saira (Pacific saury)
Lineage: Eukaryota; Metazoa; Chordata; Actinopteri; Beloniformes; Belonidae
Product: nucleobindin-2-like
Exons: 12
Coding region: 88-1524 (478 amino acids)
Cellular component (GO): endoplasmic reticulum-Golgi intermediate compartment; extracellular exosome
Molecular function (GO): calcium ion binding
Source: RefSeq, a predicted model, not a curated record
CGGCGGUUCCCCCAGCAGGCUGCCUACCUGCGGCUCGCAGACGGAUGACAGCUGUAAACACGGCGCCGUGAGGAGGACUGAACUCAGAUGGCGAGAAGGAAAACGGCGGCGGCGGCCCGCUGCGGCCUGGUUCUGCUGAGCCUGUGGUUGUGUUCUGGCUCGGUUCCCAUCAACGUGGACAAGUCCCCGGACCCGCCGGAGCCGGAGGACCAGGACGCCCCCCGCAGCGCCGACACCGGGCUGCACUACGACCGCUACCUCCGGGAGGUGAUCGAGUACCUGGAGAAGGACCCGCACUUCCGGGAGAAGCUGAAGAACGCCAACAUGGACGACAUCAAGCAAGGCCGGCUGGCCAAGGAGCUGGACUUCGUCCUGCACAACUUCCGGAGCAAGCUGGACGAGCUGAAGCGGGAGGAGAUGGGCCGUCUGCGGAUGCUGAUCCGGGCCCGGCAGGACGUGCAGGGCGGCACCGGCCGGGCGGUCGACCACCAGGCCCUGCUGAGGCAGUUCCAGCACCUGAACCACAAGAACCCGGAUACGUUUGAGGUGGAGGACCUGGACCGGCUCAUCCAGUCGGCCACCAAGGACCUGGAGAACUACGACAGGGACCACCACGAGCAGUUCAAGAGGUACGAGAUGAUGAAGGAGCACGACCGGAGGGAAAAGCUGAGGAGCCUGAGCGAGGAGGAGCGCCGGAAGGAGGAGCAGCACUACGAGGAGAUGAGGAAGAAGCACGCCCAGCACCCCAAGGUCAACCACCCGGGGAGUCAGGACCAGCUGAAGGAGGUCUGGCAGGAAACUGAUGGUUUGGACCCCGAAGACUUUGAUCCCAAAACCUUUUUCAAAAUGCACGACAGCAACGGAGACGGCUUCCUGGACGAGAGCGAGCUGGAGGCUCUGUUCACCAAAGAGCUGGAGAAGGUGUACAACCCCAACAACGAGGAGGACGACAUGGUGGAGAUGGAGGAGGAGCGUCUGAGGAUGAGGGAGCACGUCCUGAACGAGGUGGACACCAACAAGGACCGGCUGGUCUCCCUCAGCGAGUUCCUGGCCGCCACCAAGAAGGAGGAGUUCAACGAGAAGGACGAGUGGGAGACCCUGGACCAGAACCCGGUCUACACGGAGGAGGAAAUGCGGCAGUACGAGCAGCAGCUGGCCGGAGAGGAGAGCAGCAUCAGGGAGAAGUCGGCCGAGCUGCAGAAGCAGCGGGACGAGCUGGACAGGAAGCAGCAGGAGCUGAACGCCCAGAGACUGGGCCUGCAGCAGAACCGGGACCUCCGGCGGCUCCGGGGGAACCAGCACCAGUGGUACCGGGACACAGCCAGCCGAUGCCGGCGGGCCUCCAGCAGCCGGACGUCCCGGUACCGAGACGCUCCUAGCAGGCCGACCCGGCCCGGUGUGAGUGCGUGUGUGCGUGUGCGUGCGUGUGCGUGUGCGUGUGCGUGUGCGUGUGUGUGUGUGUGUGUUGUGAGUGCUCGGGUUCAGUGCCAACCCCCGGGGCCCGCCGGCCCCCCGUUUGUGUGAUGAUGCUGCCUGUUACGGGAGAAGCUGAUUGUUGUUUCAGAAUAUGAAUGUGAGUCGAUCCUCCGGGUCUGUGAUGAUCCGGGUCUCAGAUCUUCCGGGUCUCAGAUCCUCCGGGUCUGUGAUGAUCCGGAUCUCAGAUCCUCCGGGUCUCAGAUCCUCCGGGUCUCAGAUCCUCCGGGUCUGUGAUGAUCCGGGUCUGUGAUGAUCCGGGUCUCAGAUCCUCCGGGUCUGUGAUGAUCCGGAUCUCAGAUCCUCCGGGUCUCAGAUCCUCCGGGUCUCAGAUCCUCCGGGUCUGUGAUGAUCCGGGUCUGUGAUGAUCCGGGUCUCAGAUCCUCCGGGUCUGUGAUGGUCCAGACCGGACAUCUGCAGAUGAAGUCGGCGUGUUUUUCCGUCCUGGUUUCUUUCAUACGCCUCUUGGCGUCUGAGUGACGUCAUGAGUGACGUCAUGAAGGGCGUCCCGUUGCUCCCGAUGAAGUUCUUUAUUUCUUUAUUUAUUCUAUAAGUAAAUACCUGAUUUGAAAAAGAAUAAUUAAAUAAACACAGGAAUGACUGAUAAAAUAGUUUACUCCUCUUUUUGAAGCGACUCUUGUUUGUUCCCCUUUUUCAGAACUUCCUGUACGAUGAAGUAAUUCCACAGUUUCACUGUUUGAAUGUUGAGAAUAAAAUGAAUUUGCAAGUUUAA